This is a messenger RNA of Letharia columbiana, 759 nucleotides long. RefSeq lists its product as uncharacterized. Lineage: Eukaryota; Fungi; Ascomycota; Lecanoromycetes; Lecanorales; Parmeliaceae. Bases 1 to 759 code for a protein of 252 amino acids. The record is from RefSeq and is a predicted model, not a curated record. The transcript is spliced from 2 exons.
AUGUAUUCUACAUCAUCACCGUUGUGCCUCGCUGGAAGUGGCACCUCCGGCGAUGGCCCACUCCUGCAUUCCUCUUGCUUGAGCGUAAUCCGGUCGUGGACUUUGGCAUGGGACCUCUAUCCAGGAGUCCAAGAAACCUACUGGAACGGGUCUCUGGUUGAGAACAAAAAGAUCGAGUCGAUGGCCAAACACCUUUCAAACCUUCGUACUGAUUUGAAUCUGUCAACCACUGCUCUUAGCCCCAGAAGUAUGCAGCAAAUCUUCGAUGACGAGAAGGAACUCAAGAAUCUAGCGAUCAAAUGCUCGGAGACUUCAGAUGGAUUGAUCGAGGAGCUUCACUUGCUUCAGAUACAAGGCCCACCCCGGGAACGGCAGGCUCUGGCCAGAAGUCUCAAAGGGUUGUGGAAGACAGGCACCAUUGAGGACACCCAAAAGAAACUGGAUCAGUAUCAAAAUAAUCUAGAUACACGAAAAUCGCGUCAGCUUCAAGAGUGGUACGCUUCGUCCCAGCAGCAAUCGAAUAAUAUCCUCAGAGCGUUAGGACUGGGAGAGGCUGCAUUGUAUGAAGCAGAAUUGAAAGACACCACAUCAGGUGUAUCUGAACUCGGUCGUGCAAUUCGGGAGGUCUAUCAAGAGCUCAAAAGCCAAUCCAUGGACUCUAAUACCUUUCCUGAUGAGGAUGACGUCCUUGGUGAAGAUGACUUGCCUCAUGACGAUGACAGCAUAUACUACCCAAUGCCAUCUACGCCUAAAGACUAG